This is a messenger RNA of Nymphaea colorata (pocket water lily), 2367 nucleotides long. RefSeq names its product ankyrin repeat-containing protein At2g01680-like. NCBI's taxonomy places the organism in Eukaryota, Viridiplantae, Streptophyta, Magnoliopsida, Nymphaeales, Nymphaeaceae. The coding region runs from base 415 to 2271 and encodes 618 amino acids. Gene Ontology annotation, molecular function: protein phosphatase regulator activity; protein phosphatase 1 binding. The record is from RefSeq and is a predicted model, not a curated record. The transcript has 3 exons. Gene Ontology annotation, cellular component: plasma membrane.
UCUCGUCUCCUCACAAUUUGCAUGAUCGGUCUAGCUUAUCAACUGAUCCAGUGCUGCAUGUGUGUCCGAGAGAAAAAAAAAAAGAGAAGGCCGAUAAAAUGGAAAAUAUAUUAUCAAACUGGGUGAAGUUGUUACCAAGAAUGAGAAAGAGGGAGAUCUAUGAUCAGGGCCAUAAGGGCCACGAAGUCUUUGUAUCUUAGCAGUUGCACAGCUACGCUGGAAGACUUUGACUGAUGACUCCUGUCGCUAGAGAACAAGAUUUCAGGACUUGCAUUGACAUUUUCCACAGUUCAACAAUUCUGUGGAUAAGUAUUUAUUCACGGAACAGCAGAUGCCUGCUUCGUCUACUACCUUUGAUCUCCUCAGUGCUUCAUCAUCUCUGAUAGCUAAUUGAACUCCAUUUACCUGAAGUGAAUGGAUAGAAGGCUUUACGAGACCUGCAUCAAAGGCAAUGUUGAUGCAUUGGAUGAGUUAGUCAGGGAAGAUGAGCUCAUACUCGAUCAAGUGACAACCCAGUCCCUGCAGACGCCAUUGCACCUUGCUACUCUAUUUGGGCAUCUCAACUUGGUGGCCGCGAUCCUCAUGCUCCGGCCAACGAUGGUGGGUGCAGAGAAUUGGAAGAUGGAAACUCCAAUACAUGAGGCGUGCCGGCUCGGAAAUGCAGGCAUAUUGCGCCUCCUGCUGGACAAGGAUCGUUGGGCUGCUUGCAAGCUCAACAGUGAGAACGAGACCCCUCUCUUACUGGCAUGUCGUCGGGGACAUCUUGACGUGGUGAGAAUGCUUCUGGGCGAGCCAGUGCUGCAGAUCUCGGAGUUUGAGGGUUCUUCUACUUGCCUGCAUCUUGCAGCAUCUGGGGGCUACACAGAAAUCGUUCGAGAUAUCCUCAAAGUGAGGCCUUAUUUUGCGUCGAGAUUGGACGAAAGGGGGAGGUCCCCAUUGCAUCUUUCUUCGAGGAAAGGGCACAUAGGAGCAACAAGUGAGCUGGUGAAGUUCGAUUCUGAUCUCUCACUUGUAGCUGAUAAGGAGGGAUGGACUCCUCUGCACAUGGCGGCCACCAAAGGAUCGGUGCAUAUCUUGUCUGAGAUCCUGUCCGUGAGUCGGGAGUCUAUGGCCAUGCUCACCAUCGCUGGCGAUAGCGUGCUCCAUCUGGGCGUGAAGAACAACCGCCUGGACGUGGUGAAGUAUGUGGUGGAGAACAUGGAUGUCUCGGAGAUUCUUAACUUGCGUGACCGGGGAGGCAACACCAUUUUACACCUUGCAGUAGCUGCAAAACUUCCUCAAAUGGUGAAGUACAUAGUUAGCAAGACACGGAUUGAUAUCAACAUGGUCAAUCUGGAUGGCCUUACUGCUCUUGACAUGGUGGGAGAUGAAGACAGAGUUGAUAAGGCACGUCAAAUGCGAACUGCACUUGAAAACGCCGGUGCCAAACAUUCCAGGGAAACUCAACAGGCAUUUACGCCGAACGUGCAGAGAACAGAAAUGGCGAGGGAGCGGAUCCCAAGUCCAUGCCACAGUCCUCCGCUGGACCUGCAGAAUAUAGCAACCCCAAAGGAGCGGGGAAUCUCCAGCCCUGGAGGCAGAUCGGCUUCCCCGGUGCCUUCCUGGUCCCAGCACCAGCAGCGGCCGAGGUCGAGGAAGAGUCACCUAAAGAACCACAGUGAAGGCCUAAGAAACUCACGCAAUACAAUAACAGUGGUGGCGGUCCUCAUCGCCACCGUGAGUUUUGCGGCCGUGAUCAGCCCUCCCGGCGGGGUAUACGACCAAGGCGACUUUGCCGGAAAGGCCAUCAUGGGUAACACAAAAGGCUUCAAGAUAUUCAUGGUCUGCAAUGACUUGGCCCUUUUCUCAUCACUCAGCACUGUCAUCAUCCUCAUCAGCAUUGUGCCCUUCCAGCGGCGCGUGCUGACGAAGCUCCUCUCAGUGACCCAGAGGGUGACGUGGGCAUCCGUCACCUUCAUGGUGAUGGCUUACAUGGCAGCCACGUGUGUGAUCUUGCCACGCGGACACAGCAGCAAGGGGAUGUUGGUGGCUCUUUACUCCAUAGGAUGGGGCACAAUUGGGCCUGUAUUUGUGGGGCUGUUUGUGUUGCUGGUUAGGCACUGGAUACGGAAGGAGGAACUCAAGAAAGGGAAAAGGAAGAAGCGCCACAGCAGCCGGAAGGCAAGCCAUUGCCGGCGUAUCUCCGACGAAGAGGCACAUGCCAAUUCAAGUGAUGAAUCAUUUAACUCCGAUGUCUUAAGCUCGGAGGUGGAAGGAUAUAGUGUACAUUAGCAAACCUGCAUCGGCUUGCUUUUAGCAAUGUAAAAUGUUAUUAAGACCAUUUGCUACGCUACCAUUCAUCAUUCUUGUUAAUGUAUAAAAACUGUC